Cricetulus griseus (Chinese hamster) is the source of this 2423-nucleotide messenger RNA. The record is from RefSeq and is a predicted model, not a curated record. NCBI's taxonomy places the organism in Eukaryota, Metazoa, Chordata, Mammalia, Rodentia, Cricetidae.
GAACUUGGAAUCCGAAUUCCUCGGCCACUAGGACAUGGACCAAGCAGGUUCAUCCCAGAGAAGGAGAUCCUGCAAGUGGGGAGUGAAGACGCACAGAUGCAUGCUUUAUUUGCAGAUUCCUUUGCUGCUUUGGGUCGUUUGGAUAACAUUACAUUAGUGAUGGUUUUCCAUCCACAAUAUUUAGAAAGUUUCUUAAAAACUCAACACUAUCUACUGCAAAUGGAUGGGCCAUUACCCCUCCAUUACCGGCACUACAUUGGAAUAAUGGCGGCAGCAAGGCAUCAGUGUUCCUACCUAGUGAAUCUACAUGUAAAUGACUUCCUUCAUGUUGGUGGGGACCCCAAGUGGCUCAAUGGUUUAGAGAAUGCACCUCAAAAACUACAAAAUCUAGGAGAACUUAACAAAGUAUUAGCUCACAGGCCUUGGCUCAUUACCAAAGAACACAUCGAGGGGCUUUUGAAAGCUGAAGAGCACAGUUGGUCUCUCGCAGAGUUGGUCCAUGCUGUGGUUCUACUCACACACUAUCAUUCUCUUGCCUCAUUCACGUUUGGCUGUGGAAUUAGUCCAGAAAUUCAUUGUGAUGGUGGCCACACCUUCAGACCUCCUUCUGUUAGUAACUACUGCUUCUGUGACAUUACGAAUGGCAAUCACAACGUGGAUGAGAUGCAAGUCAACUCAGCAGGAAAUAUUUCAGUAAGCGAUUCCUUCUUUGAGGUUGAAGCCCUCAUGGAAAAGAUGAAGCAGUUACAAGAAUGUCGAGAUGAGGAGGAAGCCAGCCAGGAGGAGAUGGCAUCGAGGUUUGAAAUAGAGAAGAGAGAGAGCAUGCUUGUCUUCUCUUCAGAUGAUGAUGAAGUUACACCAGCCAGAGAUGUAUCUCGGCACUUUGAGGACACUAGCUAUGGCUAUAAGGAUUUCUCUAGACAUGGGAUGCAUGUUCCAACAUUUCGUGUCCAGGACUACUGCUGGGAAGACCAUGGUUAUUCUCUGGUAAAUCGUCUUUAUCCAGAUGUGGGACAGUUAAUUGACGAGAAAUUUCACAUUGCUUACAAUCUUACUUACAAUACAAUGGCAAUGCACAAAGAUGUCGAUACCUCAAUGCUCAGACGGGCUAUCUGGAACUAUAUUCACUGCAUGUUUGGGAUACGAUACGAUGACUAUGACUAUGGUGAAAUUAACCAGCUCUUGGACCGUAGCUUUAAAGUUUAUAUCAAAACUGUUGUCUGCACUCCUGAGAAGGUUACUAAAAGAAUGUAUGACAGCUUCUGGAGGCAGUUCAAGCACUCUGAGAAGGUUCAUGUUAAUCUGCUUCUUAUAGAAGCUCGGAUGCAAGCAGAGCUCCUGUAUGCUCUGAGAGCCAUUACCCGCUAUAUGACCUGAAUCCUCUCCUCCUUCAACAUGAUCCUGGAAUGAACGGCAAGUGUAGUCUACAAGGGGCUGGAACCCAGCCCCAGGACCAAUGGUAGAUAAAAAGAAUUCAGAAAUCCGUUGUGCCAUGAUUCCUGUAGUGUCUGCUGUUUUACUGUGGGAUACCACUGCUUGUCUAGCAGUGGAUGCUUGGCAGCUUCAGCGUUAGAGCUGUGAGGAAAGGCUGCUGGUCACAGUGUUUGCUCUUUGACAGUACAGGAUGCUGUAUACUUGUUUCAGUACAGCAACUAGUAAUUCUCCAAAGCCUGUUGCUCUGAUAUCACAGAUAACAAGACUUGGAGUGUGUAAGACUGGGACUUGGGUACUAAGUUUAUACGUGAGGAAUCCAGCAGCUCUCGGUGCUGCUUUGGCUGGGGGUGAGUGUGUGGCUGCUCCAACUAAGCUACUAGUGAUUAAAGUGAGCACUGCUACUCCCUGAGCCUACGUACAUACCCUGUGUGGUUUUUCUAUUAAACUUGUACACGUUCUUUGUUUCUCGCAUCUAAACAGGCAUAGAAUUGUUACUCACAGCUCAGCAAAGACCAUGAUGAUGGUAACAGACAGUUUCUUUCAUGAUAGUUUUUAAAAUUCAGUUAUUGGAUGAUAUUACCGUGGCAUUCUUAGAAGAUUUUCUCCAAAGAGCAAUCUUACAAUGAAAGUGUGUGGUUUAUAAGAAAAAUGGGCUAUCUUUUGAUAUGCUGUUUCCCAAGAUUUUCUGGCCCUGGAGGGCAGCUGUCUUGUGCAGAAAAUGUGGAAAAUCUUGCUGCACACUGCUGCACAGUCCAGGAGCUCCUGUUGACCUCCUGACCCUGACUUUGAAGGCGGUGCAUCUCCUUACAGAAUAAAGCUGGAAAAUAUUUUAGUGAGGUUAUCAAAUUUGUAUCUUGAUUUACAAAAUGCUAACUUUGAGAUACAAACAUUGAAAAAUGUAUUAAGUACUUUGUAUUCUGGAACCGUGAAUUGCUUUUGAAGUCUGUCAGUAUUAUUGGUAUUUUUCAAUAAAGAAUAAUUUUCCUCAA